AUUCUGUUCUGAUUUCAGCAUACCAGCCUCUAUUUUCCUUACAUUGCAGUCGUGCAAAAAUAGGAAAACAUGUCAUGGUUUUUAAAACGAAGUAACCCUGAUGUUCACCAUAUUUUGCCAGAACAAGUCAUGGAACUGAAACUGCCUGUGUACAAGGCCCAUUCACCACAAAUUGGGAUGCGCCGCUACUUUAUUGACCUCCUGACUGUCCUCAGCAACCGCUGUAAUCUCUGCCCUACAGCACGGCACCUUGCUGUCUACUUACUGGACCUUUUUAUGGAUCACUACGAUAUUACUGUCAAGCAAUUGUAUGUCAUUUCAAUUGCCUGCCUCCUCCUAGCAAGCAAAUUUGAAGAAAAAGAGGAUCGUGUUCCAAAACUGGAGCAUCUUAAUAACCUCGCUUAUCUGUGCAACAUGAAUGUGGUGCUUAACAAGAAAGACCUACUCAAGAUGGAAUUGCUGCUUUUGGAAAGCUUCAACUGGAACUUGUGCCUGCCAACCCCAGCACACUACAUAGACUACUACCUCUUUGCCUCUGUGGUUGAGAGUGACCUCCACAAUGGCUGGCCCAUCACGUCAUUGACCAAAGUCAAAGCUUUCAUGGAAAAAUAUGCUUACUACUUCCUUGAUUUCUCGGUGCAAGAUCAUACUUUUCUCAGCUUUCGUCCAUCUCUGAUCGCUGCUGCUUGUGUGUGUGCUUCACGCAUCUGUAUGCAGAUUUCACCUUCCUGGACUACACAGCUCCAGCUGUUAACAAGUUACUCUUGGGAGCAUCUUGCCCAGUGCAUCGAAAUGAUGCUCAUCUACUAUGAGAAUGAUGUCCAAGAAACCAGCAAUGUGAAAAAGCAAGUCACGCUGCAGCAGCAGCAUGUGAUGGGAAGUCUAAACCACCAAACCACGACUCAGGUCCUGUUUCAGCAGUCUAGCUACCACCCACUUGCCCAGCAUUCGACUGCCCUUUCCCAGUUCCAGUCUCCUGUGCAGGAUUUGUGUUCUGCUUAUCGUGACUCCUUACAAGCUCACAGGCCCAGCAGCUUGCUUUCAGGGAGUGCUAAUAGCUCCCUGCAUUCUUUCACAGCUCUUCAGGCCAGCCUGCAGCCAUCUACACAGUCUCUGCCCAUGCAAGCACCAAUUGCUAUGCAGGUGGCUAUAGCAACAGAGCCUAGACACUGUAUCUCCAUGGCCUACGGCAGUAGCUAUUUCAGUGGACAUCACUCGUACACAGCAGGGUGUUUUGACAGAUGACCCAUGAGAAAAGAAGACUGCAAAAAUAAAACGGAAAGAAUAGUUUCUGAUGGUGCACAAGCUCAAUGUGAAUUUGCAGUGUGAAGGAACAGAAUCUCUAUACCUGACUCACUCAGGACAUGCGCUUCUUAAAAUGUGGGUGCCUUUCUUGCUAGGAUUGAGCUGUUGGCUUUUGGCUGGUAAUAGGAGCCUGAGAAAAAUGCAUGCAAUAACAUAAAUCACUGCAAGAUGUCACUUUGAAAAGAAUCUGUGUAAAAAUCCUAUAAGGGUCUCACCACCUUUGUCUUCCAUAUAAUGGGCUCCAGUGGAUCACAAAUGCUAAAGAUUGUUAUUUGGAGUUAUAAGCAGGAAUGCCUGCAGGGAUUCCUGGCCAAAUAACAAUAUUGCUGGAGGAUUUUGUUGGAAUUUGUUUUUUAUCCAAGUGGAUGGUCUCUCUAAUAGCAGCCUGUACCACUGAUAAUUGCCACUCACAUGAGGUUUGACACUUCAGAGAUGAACAGUUCCAUUCUGCAGGAUCUCUGUGCAGGAUAUUGGUUUCCCUUUUUGACCUGGAGUGACAGCUCAAAACUCAAACUGAAAAAAAAGACCAGAGGACUAUGAAACAUCUUUGCCUUAAAAUUGUAGAAUUUAGGUGUGGUGCUACUCAACAAAACUUCACUCUGCCUUGGUAUAAAAACAACUCAAUCCUAAGAUCACUUUUGAGACUUUAAGAUGCUGCUGCUCUAUAAGAUUGUGUAUAGUGGUAAUUUGUUUAGUAGAAUUGUUUACAAGCUUGUAUCAGGGAUUUAAUGUUACUUGAAGAAAACCCCUUGGAAAAAAAAUUCUUGAAGGGCUUCACUGUUAAGUAUUUUUGGCUUUGUCUUGUGGUCAAAGUACAAUUCAGGAUUGAAUAUCUUGUGCUAAUUGGGGAGGAGAAAGGCAACUGGUUAAUGCUAACAAGAAGUUAGGGUGAAUUGCACCUGUUCAAAGAUGAUAUGGCUAGACUGUGCCGAGAUGUGGUGUCUAUAUACUGUUUUGGUGCCAGACGGAAUAUAUAUACCUGGUAGGCUGAAGUUUCUAGUAAUCUCUGAAAUGAGAAAGAUGCCUACUCCCAUUUAUCCAAAGGCUUGCUUUAAAAAAAUACUUUUAAAACUGGAAUAGGAAUAUUCUUUUCUUUGAAAAAAUCUGUGUAGGAUUUCUGUGGUAAUGUGGAUGUUUCCAAGAAACAUGAAGAUUUCUACCAGAGUAUUGGGUGCUUGUCUGAUGUGUGAACAUUGUUCUGUAGUUGUUGGAAGCCAGUGUUGUUUUUAAAAGGUUCUCAGGCAGCAAUACAGAUAAAGUGCAAUAUGUUUUUUACUGACCUGUGGCAAAUGUUUGGUUUUUUCUUUUUUUUUCCUUUUUAAAUGUCACCUGUCAGUCAGGGCUGUUUUUAAGUUAUGUUUUUAGAUGACUGUUUUUUAAAGGGUGUGUUCUGGUGGAAGUAAAAAUGUCCCUCCCAAAUGUCCUGCCUUGUUAGUGUGUGUAACUAAGAGGGUCUCUACAAAAUACAUACUGCAGCUCUUUGUAACCCUGUAAGAGAUGUCCUCAGCAGAACAGGUGAGAAGUGUCAAACUUUUUAUUUCGUUUUAUUUGUAAAAAUUACAAAUCCUAAAUGAAGAGGCGAUGCCUUAUGGAAAUUAGUUUAGUAACUUAGAGAAUUUAGUUCACUUUUGUCCCUACUCUGCUGGGGUUUUUUGUAUUUAUGUGAAACUAAUUUGCAGAGUUUUAGUAUAUUUUAAUGUAUGUUGUAAUUAAUUGGCUCAGUAGGUUGUAAAGAACCACUUAAACACAUCAGAAACUUUGUCAGUCCUUACUGUGGAUUCCAACUGUGUUUUCUUAACCCCUAUAAAGGAGGUCAUGGGUAGCCUCAUGUUUUGAUGGGCUGCACUCACUCCUAGUGAGCAUUUCCGCUAAUUUCUUGAUGAACACUGUCCAAUAAAAAGGCCUACAACUGUACUUGUUAA
Messenger RNA from Alligator mississippiensis (American alligator), 3227 nucleotides. RefSeq names its product cyclin J like (gene CCNJL). The coding region runs from base 70 to 1245 and encodes 391 amino acids. NCBI's taxonomy places the organism in Eukaryota, Metazoa, Chordata, Crocodylia, Alligatoridae. Gene Ontology annotation, molecular function: cyclin-dependent protein serine/threonine kinase regulator activity. Gene Ontology annotation, cellular component: nucleus; cytoplasm; cyclin-dependent protein kinase holoenzyme complex. Gene Ontology annotation, biological process: regulation of cyclin-dependent protein serine/threonine kinase activity; mitotic cell cycle phase transition. The transcript is spliced from 5 exons. The record is from RefSeq and is a predicted model, not a curated record.